Helobdella robusta is the source of this 597-nucleotide messenger RNA. RefSeq lists its product as hypothetical. Gene Ontology annotation, biological process: chromatin remodeling. The coding region runs from base 1 to 597 and encodes 198 amino acids. The transcript has 3 exons. The record is from RefSeq and is a predicted model, not a curated record. Lineage: Eukaryota; Metazoa; Annelida; Clitellata; Rhynchobdellida; Glossiphoniidae. Gene Ontology annotation, molecular function: catalytic activity. Gene Ontology annotation, cellular component: nucleus.
AUGUUGGAUCUUGGGAAGUGUCAUGAGCGUCGAUCUGCCAUUGUUGCGCGUGAACUUGCGCGUUAUGACAUCGAUGUUGCUGCGCUCAGCGAGACAAAAAUCUCUGCAGUAACACAGUUUGAGGAGAGAGGUGCUGGUUACACCUUCUUUUGCCAAGGUCAUCCUGCAGGUGAGGUGCGUACUGGUGGAGUGGGCUUUGCCAUUCGUAGCACACUCCUGAAAUCUGUACAUGAGUUGUUUGUCUUGGGUGAUUUUAACGCCUGUGUGGGUAAAGACCACAUCUUGUGGCCAAAAGUGCUUGGACGAAAUGGAGUUGGUAGGGAAAAUUCAAAUGGAACCAUGCUCCUCGAAUUUUGUACAGAGCACAAUCUUGUGGUGACAAAUACAGUCUUCCAAAAGGCUGACAGGAAGAAGACUAGCUGGAAACAUCCACGUUCAGGACACUGGCAUCUCAUCGACUACAUACUUAUCAGACAACGCGAUCUUAGUCUCGCUCGUCUAACUAAAGCGGUGCGAGCAUCAACAAUGUGGUCAGAUCAUCGCCUCAUCAAGAUGUCGGUGUUUCUUACUGUUAAACCACUAGUAUUUUUGGUAUAA